UUUUUAAUAGUUUGUCUUAUUUUAAAUGGUCGAGGAGAAUAACUCCAAUAAAUAUCUCAGUGUUGAUACAGGUGAGAGCUGACUUUGUAUCUGGCUGAAGUUUAUGAUCUCAUAUUAUGAGUGUGGAGUGGACUUUGCCUCCGGAGGGCACACGGUUCAGCGGUCACAUCCCUCUGAGAUAAGCAGAGGAAGAGGCUCAGUGCGGCAGUCGUCGAGAGCUGGCUGAACGCGGAGGGACAGCAGCAGUAUGACAGGGUUAGCCUGGCAACCAGGAAGAAGGCUAGCUCUUUGCUAACCUCCACCUGCUAACACUCUUCUUUUUGGAAAUCCAGCUACCUUCAUACAGGUGUCUGGGCUGGUCAGAACUGCACUGUUGGAAAGAAUCUGCAUUGUUUGGUAGUAAAUGUGACAGACCAAAGCAACACAUCCAGCCUCAUUAUGGGACAGGACAGGGGGAAGUAUGAUUUCUACAUCGGCCUGGGCUUGGCCAUCAGCUCCAGCAUCUUCAUCGGAGGCAGCUUCAUUCUCAAGAAGAAAGGACUUCUGAGGCUGGCAAGGAAAGGGUCGAUGCGAGCGGGUCAGGGUGGUCAUGCAUAUCUAAAAGAGUGGCUAUGGUGGGCUGGCCUACUAUCAAUGGGAGCAGGAGAAGCAGCAAACUUUGCAGCCUAUGCCUUCGCUCCUGCAACUCUGGUCACCCCGCUGGGAGCCCUCAGUGUACUAGUGAGUGCCGUGCUGUCGUCGUACUUCCUGACGGAGCGGUUAAACCUGCAUGGGAAGCUCGGCUGCCUGCUCAGCAUCCUGGGCUCCACCACCAUGGUAAUUCACGCUCCGCAAGAGGAAGAAAUCAACAGCCUGGAAGACAUGGCCAAGAAACUUGUUGACCCAGGCUUUAUGGUUUUUGCCACAGUCGUCAUCAUCGUUGCCCUCAUCUUUAUAUUUGUCGUGGGUCCUCGCCAUGGUCAGACCAACAUCCUCGUCUACAUCACCAUCUGCUCAGUGAUCGGGGCGCUGUCAGUGUCGUGUGUUAAAGGACUUGGUAUAGCCAUCAAAGAAGCAAUCGCUGGUAAAAGCGUGGUGAGGAACCCGCUUGCGUGGAUCUUGCUGUUGGGUCUGGUGGCCUGUGUGAGCACACAGAUCAACUACCUGAACAAAGCUCUGGACAUUUUCAACACCUCGCUGGUGACGCCCAUCUACUACGUCUUCUUCACCACGUCUGUGCUCACCUGUUCCGCCAUCCUCUUUAAGGAGUGGGGUCACAUGGGCUCAGAUGACAUCAUCGGCACCCUCAGUGGCUUCCUCACCAUCAUUGUGGGGAUCUUCCUGCUCCAUGCCUUCAAAGACGUUAGCGUUAGUCUAGCUACUCUCGCUGUGUCUAUAAGGAAGGAGGAACGAGCAGUCAACGGGUCGGCAGCUCACAGCACGUAUGAACUGCUGCAUGCAGAGUCGACAGAGGACAUGGAGGACAGAGAGAUGGGUUUGCCUUUUGAUAGCGUCUCCAGAAGAAACGGGGCCAUGUCUUCCUCUUUGGACCAUUAAAGGACUCUUGAACAGACUCAGACCAUGGCAUCGUUAUGGUGUACGAAAACAAUAAGACAAUCAGCUGUUUGGGACUCUGAUAGACCAGUGGAUUGUAUUUAUUGUUUUGAUUUGCCUUACUUUUCUGAGAAUAUGACCCAGUCAUAUUCAGUUACAGUUAGAACUUAAUUUCAUUCCUCUGUAGCGCUGUAAAUAUGAGUUUUUUAAGACAGUUUUGUUAUAUGUACAUGCAUAUCCAUGCACUGACUUACUUUCUAUAAAUCAAAAAGGUUUUAAUAUAUAUUCUUUAUGAGGUCCUGCUGACAAUGACAACACAUAUAUUAAGAAAAAAGACUGUCACUAUGAUUUAAAGUUUCGUGAUACUUGAAAGUACCGAUUUCUUUCAGAGGAACUUUUGUUUUUUUACAUAAAAAGCUCUUCAGAUGAACCAA
Molecule: messenger RNA, 1967 nt
Organism: Cheilinus undulatus (humphead wrasse)
Lineage: Eukaryota; Metazoa; Chordata; Actinopteri; Labriformes; Labridae
Gene: nipa2
Product: NIPA magnesium transporter 2
Exons: 6
Coding region: 439-1536 (365 amino acids)
Biological process (GO): magnesium ion transport
Cellular component (GO): membrane
Molecular function (GO): magnesium ion transmembrane transporter activity
Source: RefSeq, a predicted model, not a curated record